AUGGGUUACGGCGUCUUCACUUUAUUCGGAAUCAUCUAUCCGAUCAACUUCUUCCUCGCCACCACCACCGUCAAGUUGGCGGUCUCGAGCGGGAUUGUCGACAUCAUACGUUACACAUUCCCUCAGCACACCUAUUGGAUCAGAGACCUCGACUUUGUCAUCGGUUGUGUUGGAGUGUCACUGUUGAUGGCCUAUGCCCUUGUCAGCGUAGCUAGUGGGAUACAGGCGAUGAGUCCACAGGGCUAUGACAAUCAUUACGGACGUUUCCAGUUAUCUCGGGCCAAGCCUGGUUUGGGUUUGAGGAUGUACGCAUCACAUUACAAUGCCCUGGAGUGCUUCACCAUGUUCUCUAUUGCGGUGAUCUUGGGGAUCCUCCGUGGGAUGGAUGAACAUCUUUUGGCCAACCUGUCGGCUGUGGUAAUCCUAGCUCGUGCAAAUUACCACAUCUUCCACGCCCUCGACUUCGCUAUGUUACGAAGCAUCGCUUUCGAUACAGCAUUCAUGGCGAUCUUAAGUAUCAUCAUGGAAGCAGCAUUCCCUGGUAACGUUGUGGUCAAGUUUAUGGCAACAAAGGAUUGGACCUUACCUGUCUUGUAA
Perkinsus marinus ATCC 50983 is the source of this 597-nucleotide messenger RNA. RefSeq lists its product as hypothetical. Bases 1 to 597 code for a protein of 198 amino acids. Gene Ontology annotation, cellular component: membrane. The transcript has 4 exons. The record is from RefSeq and is a predicted model, not a curated record. NCBI's taxonomy places the organism in Eukaryota, Perkinsozoa, Perkinsida, Perkinsidae.